AUGGCUAUUACCAAGAUCCACGCCCGCUCCGUCUACGACUCGCGCGGCAACCCGACCGUCGAGGUCGAUGUUGUCACCGAGACGGGCCUGCACCGCGCCAUGGUGCCCUCGGGCGCCUCGACCGGUCAGCACGAGGCUUGCGAGCUUCGCGAUGGUGACAAGUCCAAGUGGGGUGGCAAGGGUGUCCUCACGGCCGUCAAGAACGUGAACGAGACCAUUGGCCCCGCCGUCAUCGCCGCGAACUUUGAUGUCAAGGACCAGUCCAAGGUCGACAAGUUCCUUGUCGAGCUUGACGGCACCCCGAACAAGACCAAGCUCGGUGCCAACGCCAUCCUCGGUGUCAGCUUGGCCAUUGCCAAGGCCGGCGCUGCUGAGAAGGGCAUCCCCCUGUACGCCCACGUGUCCGACCUGGCCGGCACCAAGAAGCCCUACGUUCUCCCGGUUCCGUUCAUGAACGUCCUCAACGGCGGUUCUCACGCCGGUGGCCGCCUGGCUUUCCAGGAGUUCAUGAUUGCUCCGUCUGAUGCCCCGUCCUUCUCUGAGGCUCUCCGCUGGGGUUCGGAGGUGUACCACCAGCUCAAGAGCCUGGCGACGAAGAAAUAUGGCCCGUCUGCGGCCAACGUCGGUGACGAGGGUGGUGUCGCUCCGGAUAUCCACACGGCAGAGGAGGCGCUCAGCCUGAUUGCUGAGGCCAUCGAGAAGGCCGGCUACACCGGUCGGAUGAACAUCGCGAUGGACGUUGCAUCCAGCGAGUUCUACAAGGUGGACGCCAAGAAGUACGACCUGGACUUCAAGAACCCGGACAGCGACCCGACCAAGUGGAUCACGUACGAGGAGCUGGCGGCCAUCUACGCAGACCUGGCCAAGAAGUACCCAAUUGUCAGUAUUGAGGACCCGUUCGCCGAGGACGACUGGGAGGCGUGGAGCUACUUCUACAAGACGCAGGACAUCCAAAUUGUCGGCGACGACCUGACGGUGACGAACCCGCUGCGCAUCAAGAAGGCCAUUGAGCUGAAGGCGUGCAACGCGCUUCUGCUGAAGGUGAACCAGAUCGGCACUCUGACGGAGUCGAUCCAGGCGGCCAAGGACUCGUACGCCGACGGCUGGGGAGUCAUGGUGUCUCACCGGUCAGGCGAGACGGAGGACGUGACGAUUGCCGACAUUGUUGUGGGUAUCCGCGCCGGUGAGAUCAAGACGGGUGCGCCGGCACGGUCGGAGCGUCUGGCCAAGCUGAACCAGCUGCUGCGCAUCGAGGAGGAGCUCGGCGACGCGGCUGUGUACGCCGGCACCAGCUUCCGCACGGCUGUCAACAUUUAA
Grosmannia clavigera kw1407 is the source of this 1317-nucleotide messenger RNA. Its product is annotated as enolase. Gene Ontology annotation, cellular component: phosphopyruvate hydratase complex. Gene Ontology annotation, molecular function: magnesium ion binding; phosphopyruvate hydratase activity. The transcript is spliced from 5 exons. Gene Ontology annotation, biological process: glycolytic process. The record is from RefSeq and is a predicted model, not a curated record. Bases 1 to 1317 code for a protein of 438 amino acids. Lineage: Eukaryota; Fungi; Ascomycota; Sordariomycetes; Ophiostomatales; Ophiostomataceae.